GGAGAACCUGGACUGGAACAACCCGACUUGAACAGGAUGCCGGCGCUGAAGAAUACCUAUCUACUUGCGGGCAACCACACUUGUUUUACGAUACCCGACGCUAUCGCAGCAGCGCACUGUCAUUGUCUGUCUUGCGCUUCCUUUGGCAGCCCUUCGAAAAGCGCUUAAGCCGGGCACCCACUAGCUUCGUGCCGAUCCUGCCUUGCCUUGCCUUGCCUUGCCUGCUUGCUAACCCCCCAUCGCCGACCGACGACCUGAACCCGACAAGAACCUACAUCCAUUGCGCUAUUCCUUACAUCGUGCUGCCUGACCAUCACACACCAGGUUAUACACAAUCAAUCGCAGCAGUAGACCUCAGAGGUUAUACUCCCUCACACACACGAGUAUCCCACGACAGCAGAGGCCGCAACUCACCACCCCCACCCCACCCCAUUGGCACACCACACCGCAGGCCGAGAAAGCUCGCAACCAUGGCGUCGGUCUCGUCCUUAGACAAGGACCUGCGCAAGAUGCGCCUGGACAAAUACACUCCCGCCGCGGCAAACGAGGUUCGCUCGUGGAUCGAAGAUGUUCUGGGCGAGCCCUUGCGUGCCAAUGAUCUGCUCGACGGCCUCAAAGACGGGGUUGCCCUGUGCAAACUCGUCAACCUUGUCGUUGGGCCACCGGGCAUCAAGUUCAAGCAGUCGGCCAUGCCCUUCGUCCAGAUGGAGAACAUAUCGCACUUCCUGCGCUACUGCCAGGCCCCGCCCCUCAACCUCCAGCAACACGACACGUUCCUAACCGUCGAUCUCUUUGAGAAAAAGGACCCUGCCCAGGUCCUCCAGUGUCUUAUAGCUUUCAGCCGCGCUGCCAACAGCGCCAACCCCUCCGACUUCCCCACGUCAAUCGGUUCCCGCAGUGGGGGCGGUGUAAUGAGCCCCCAGUCCACCGGCCCUUCUACACCUACCGGUCUUCGGGGCCGCGGCAUCUCCAGUGCUAGCAACGCAUCCUCCUCGUUCUACGGGAGGACCCCCGUGCUAGCCUCAUCCAAGACUGGUGAUUCGGGCUCAGGCCGAUGGAGUCCCACCAAAUCCCCAACUCAGAACGGCUCUACGUCGCCUGCCAAUGUCAGUAGCUGGAGCAGGAAGGAGCACGAGGGCGCCACAUCACCCGCCUGGAAUAUUGCGCAAUACGGAUACAUGGGCGGCGCGAGCCAAGGCAACCUUGGCGUCGCCUUUGGCGGCCGUCGCCAGAUCACUAGCGCUGGUCCCAGCGUCCCCAACAUGGCCGAGAAGGAGCGGAGGAGAAAGGAAGAGGAGGCCGAAACCGAGCGCCAGCGCCAGCAGAUGGAGGAGGAGAACCGCCGGCGGAGAGCCGAGCGCGAGGCCGAGGAGGAGCAGGCGCGCCUAGAAGAGGAGCGCCUGUGGGAAGAGAAGGCGAACCAGCUGAGAGAACAGGAGCGCAAGAGGAUAGAGGAGGAGAAGCAGCGCUGGGAGGAUGAGGAGCGCCAGUGGAAGCUAACCGAGGAGAAGAGGCGCAAGGAGGAAGAGGAGGCCGAGGCCCGGCUGCGAGACGACCGUCAACGGGCCAGAGCCAAGAGCGACGCCAAGUUGCGCGGCCAGUUUCUCAGCCAGUACCAGGCCGAGCAGCAGGAACCAAAACAGGACAACGGCUAUAGCAGCCGCAUCAAAGAGCUGGAGAAGGAGCUCGAGCAGGCCCGCCAACGAGAGGCCGACUACGAGCGAGAGCGCCAAGACCGCUCACGCCGACGAGAUGCUGUAGGCGACGACGCCAAGUCUCGCGGCCGGUCACGCAGCCGGCCUGCGCGGCCGGUCAGCAGGCAGGACUCGUGGAGUGUUCGUGACGAGCCCGAGUUCCUGCAAAGCCAGUGGGAUACCCAGCAGCAGCAACAGCAGCAGCAGCAGCAGGAUGCCCAAGACGCUCUAGCAGCUGCACCGCCUCCACCGCUCCCCUCGCGCUCUCCACGGCCGCUGCCCGACCCGACUACGGCGGCCCUCCCGCCUGCCAAGGUUAGAACUCACAGGACAGGCGGAGAUGGGCCACCGGAGAUUCCCGUCCGGAAACACCACACAGGCUCACGGCCGCUCCCCGACCCGGCCGCAUACGCGAUGACAAGUCCUCCCCCACCGCAACAGCCGCUGCGAUACCAACAACAACAGCAGCAGCAGCAGCAGCAGCAGCCCCCACAAAAGUUACAGCCUCAAAAAUCCGGGGGCGCCAACAAGUCUCGCACGGAACGGUAUCUGGCAUCCAACCCCGCGCCCGAGCCGCCGGCGCAGCAGACGACGUACUCGCGGGAGGCGCUGAUCGGGUCGGUGGCGGAGCGCGAAACCGAGGACCGGUGGCGGGCGGCGGCGCAGAAGCAGACCAAGGCGAUGGGGUGGGCAUCCAAGUCGCUGCUGGAGCGCGAGAUGGAGCAAGAGCGGCAGCGGCAGCGCGAGUGGGAGGAGUCGCAGAAGGAGACGGCCAAGGCGGCCCGCCCGGCCGACGGCGGCGUCGACGGCAUUGGUGGCGGCAUCGGUGGCCGCUGGGACAUCGGCCAGUUCACGGGCUACACGGGCGGCGACAGCCAGAACAAGGGCGCCCAGGGCAUCGGUGCGGGGAGGCGGCAGAUCGUCGGGCCCAGGCCGCUUCCGAAUCCCGGGAGCGGCGGUAGUGGGAGGUGAAGGUGGUGUUGAUGUUUACAAAUGGUUUAGAUUUAUUAUCAAGUUUUUAUUUCUGGGUUUGAAAAUAUAUACCUUUUCGGUCCCCUUUCUUCCCCUGUGACGGAGUGCUUCUUUUCUCCUCUCACUUCUGCAAGUUGAAUUGGAGCUGCCGACCAGCUAU
Molecule: messenger RNA, 2826 nt
Organism: Lasiosphaeria miniovina
Lineage: Eukaryota; Fungi; Ascomycota; Sordariomycetes; Sordariales; Lasiosphaeriaceae
Exons: 2
Coding region: 471-2666 (731 amino acids)
Biological process (GO): actin filament organization
Cellular component (GO): actin cytoskeleton
Molecular function (GO): actin filament binding
Source: RefSeq, a predicted model, not a curated record